AUGCUGCCGCGGCUGCUCGUCUUCUUGCUCGCCGCCGUCAUCGUCGUGCCAAGGAGUGCCUCUGCGAUCACCCGGCGUGACUUCCCGGAGGGGUUCGUCUUCGGCGCAGGGUCCUCGGCUUUCCAGGUGGAAGGGGCAGCUGCAGAGGAUGGAAGAACACCCAGCAUUUGGGACACCUUCACCCAUGAAGGUUUUUCGUACGAUGGGUCCACUGCAGAUAUUUCAGCAGAUCAGUAUCACCAUUACAAGGAAGAUGUGAAGCUUAUGCAUGAGAUGGGUUUGGAUGCUUACAGAUUCUCCAUUGCUUGGCCAAGGCUGAUUCCAGCCGGGAGAGGAAAGAUCAACCCAAAAGGCUUGGAAUACUACAACAAUCUCAUAGAUGAACUGAUACUGCACGGGAUUCAGCCUCAUGCCACCAUCUACCAUUUCGAUCUUCCUCAGGUCCUUCAGGAUGAAUAUGCCGGACUUCUCAGCUCCAGAUUUAUAGAAGAUUACCUUGCUUUUGCAGAAGUCUGCUUUAGGAGCUUCGGUGACAGGGUGAAGCACUGGGUCACCCUGAACGAGCCCAACAUAGAGCCCAUCGGCGCCUUUGACACGGGCACCGAGCCCCCACGGCGGUGCUCCUACCCCUUCGGUGAGAACUGCACCGGCGGGAACUCGUCGACGGAGCCGUACAUUGCCGCGCACCACCUCCUCCUUGCACACGCCGCUGCAGUGUCCUUGUACAGAGACAAGUACAAGGCAAGUCAGGGAGGCCAGAUAGGGAUCACUCUCCUGGGCUGGUGGCACGAGCCUGCCACCGACACGCCGCAGGACGCAGCUGCUGCAGCGAGGAUGAAUGACUUCCAUAUCGGAUGGUUCAUGCAUCCGUUGGUGUACGGAGACUACCCGCCGGUGAUGAGGAGCAGGGUGGGCGAUCGGCUGCCGGCAUUAUCCGCGGAGGACUCUGCGAAACUGCGCGGGUCCUUCGACUUCGUCGGCUUCAACCACUACCUCAUCCUACGAGUCCGUUCGUCGCCCGAGAAGAAGAAGGAUUCCGGACAUAGAUUGGGGGACUACUACGUUGAUGCGGCCGUUCAGAAUCCACUUGUGGCCAUUGCGGAGGGCCGGAUCGAAUCUCCUCCGUGGGCGCUGGGGAAGCUGCUGGAGCACCUGAGGCUCAACUACGGGAACCCUCCGGUCAUGAUCCAUGAAAACGGACUAGGAGACGCCCCCGACACGCCGAGCGCGAUCGAGUACGACGACGGGGCCAGGAUCGAGUUCCUGCAGGACUACCUGGAGGUUCUGUACCUCUCCAUACGGAACGGGUCGGACGCGCGGGGCUACUUCGUGUGGUCGUUCCUGGAUGUGUUCGAGUUCAUCUUCGCCUACAGGAUGCGCUUCGGCCUGUGCGGCGUCGACAUGAACGCCGAGGCGCGCACGCGCUACGUGCGGAGCUCCGCGCGCUGGUACGCCGGCUUCCUCCGCGGCGGCGAGCUCCGGCCGCCGCCAGCCGCCGCUCCCGACGACGUCAGGCCGUACGCCGCGUGA
This is a messenger RNA of Miscanthus lutarioriparius, 1530 nucleotides long. Lineage: Eukaryota; Viridiplantae; Streptophyta; Magnoliopsida; Poales; Poaceae. The record is from the annotation of a GenBank genome assembly.